AUGCUGCAGGCCGCCUGCACCUCGAGGCUGUACGCCUCAAGCCUGAACAGAUGCUUCACACUGCCCCCUCGCAGAUGGGCUUCUUUUCAAGGGGCCCCAAACCCUCCUCCGUGGCGGCCCGCCUCCGCCUUGGACGACUGGGUUGACCGCCCCAUUCGUCCCAUCAGUCUACGACAGCUGUUUUUCUUCGGUCGUACUUUGACGGAGAGUCGAUUGCUCAGUUCGGCCAACUAUGUUCGCAUGGAGCUGCCCACGAGACUGGCCCACCGACUGCGUGAGAUGCAACGACUUCCUUAUGUCGUUGUCACCAACCCACACCUCUCUCUUGUCUACGAAUUGUACUACAAGUCCUUCGAGAAUUUUCGUCGAGUUCCGGUGAUCAGGACUGUGGAAGAGAACGACCAUUUUUGCAAGAUUAUUGGAGAGAAUCUGAGAGAGCAUUUGGCCGUAAUCCCGAACCUGGUCAUGGGAGUGCUCGAGUGCCAGGAUCUCGUGUCGGCGGACACCAUGGACAAUUUCGUGCAGGCCAUGCUCCGAGCUCGAAUCUCCCGCCGUGUCAUUGCUGAACAACAUCUUGCACUGACAGAAACAUUCAACUCACCGUGGCACGUGCCUCAACCUAGUUCGGAGAACGAGUUCGUCGGCGAAGUUUUGCUUCGAUGCAACGCGAAGGAGAUCAUUGAACGCUGUGGACGAUUCACUCAAGAGAUCUGCAAGUCAUCUGCUGGCGCUGGCCCUAUUGUACCCGACAUCCGAAUCCAAGGCCACGUCAAUGCUACAUUCCCAUACGUAUUGAGUCAUCUCGAAUAUAUUAUUGGGGAACUGUUACGAAAUUCCGUGCAAGCCGUCAUGGACAAAUACCGAGACUCCCGAAAACCACCUCCGCCAAUCGAUGUUCUCAUUUGCGAGGCACCUCAACACGUCGUUGUCCGCAUCUCCGACCAAGGCGGAGGUAUCCCGCGCGACAUCAUGCCUUUUCUGUGGUCUUUUAACAAAGGACCAAGAAGUGCCUCGCGACUCCAGAAUUUCAAGGAUGUCCCAACCCUUGCAGCCACAAUGCAAGAAGUUCGACAGGCUAGAGAUGAAGUUCAGGGGGGACGGGUGAGAGAUUCUUCCCUGAGCACGCUUGCAUCGAGGCCCCCCGGGCUUAAAUUGGGAAUGGGUCUGCCGAUGAGUCGAGUUUACGCGGAGUAUUGGGCCGGCGGGCUGGAAUUGCAUAGCCUGGAAGGUUACGGGGUCGACGCCUUUUGGCAGAUUUCGAAGCUGGGCAACCAAAACGAACAGCUUACCUCACGAGCAAGCAUCGACGCCGUAUAG
Rhinocladiella mackenziei CBS 650.93 is the source of this 1317-nucleotide messenger RNA. RefSeq lists its product as uncharacterized. Gene Ontology annotation, molecular function: pyruvate dehydrogenase (acetyl-transferring) kinase activity. The transcript is spliced from 3 exons. Gene Ontology annotation, cellular component: mitochondrion. Gene Ontology annotation, biological process: regulation of glucose metabolic process; protein phosphorylation. NCBI's taxonomy places the organism in Eukaryota, Fungi, Ascomycota, Eurotiomycetes, Chaetothyriales, Herpotrichiellaceae. The record is from RefSeq and is a predicted model, not a curated record. Bases 1 to 1317 code for a protein of 438 amino acids.